CCCCUGCGCAUGCGCCCGCCCGCGCCUGCGCAGCGCCCGCCGCGGGGGAGCGCGCGGCAAUGGCGCAGCCGGGCAGGGCCAGCCUGAAGGAGCAGAGAUACGACCGACAGCUGAGAUUGUGGGGUGACCAUGGACAAGAAGCUUUAGAAUCUGCCCAUGUUUGUGUAAUAAACGCAACGGCAACAGGAACUGAAAUACUCAAAAACUUAGUGCUACCAGGUAUUGGUUCAUUUACAAUUGUCGAUGGCAAUCGGGUCUCUGGAGAAGAUGUUGGAAAUAAUUUCUUUCUACAAAAAAGCCAUAUUGGUCAGAAUCGUGCCCAGAGUGCCACUGAGCUCCUGCAAGAAUUGAAUAAUGAUGUUUCUGGAAACUUUGUUGAAGAGAGUCCAGAAAAACUUCUAGACAAUGACCCUUCCUUUUUUAAUCGGUUUAACUUGGUGGUUGCAACGCAACUACCGGAAAGUACGUUGCUGCGCUUGGCUGAACUUCUCUGGAAUUCUAAUGUUCCUCUGCUGGUCUGCAGGACUUAUGGACUGGUUGGUUAUAUGAGAGUCAUUAUUAAAGAACAUACAGUUGUUGAAUCUCAUCCUGACAAUAUGUUAGAAGAUCUGAGACUGGAUAAACCGUUUCCAGAGCUGAGGGAGCAUGUUCAGUGUUAUGACUUGGAUCAUAUGGACAAAAAGGACCAUAGCCACACUCCAUGGAUUGUGAUUGUAGCCAAGUAUCUAACAAAAUGGUUCAACGAGAAAAGUGAUCAGUUGCCUAAGAGUUACAAAGAAAAAGAAGCCUUCAGACAACUGAUUCGGCAAGGUAUUUUAAAGAAUGAAAAUGGGACCCCAGAAGAUGAGGAAAACUUUGAAGAAGCUAUAAAAAAUGUGAACACAGCAUUAAAUACCACAGAGAUUCCAAGAUGCAUUGAAGAGAUUUUUAAUGAUGAUUGCUGCAUAAAUCUUACGGAGCAGUCACCCUCCUUCUGGAUUUUGGCGCGAGCUGUAAAGGAAUUUGUGGCAAAUGAGGGGCAAGGAAGCUUGCCUGUCCGGGGCACUAUUCCUGAUAUGAUAGCAGACUCCAAUAAAUUUAUCAAAUUGCAAAAUGUGUACCGUGAAAAAGCAAAGAAGGAUAUUGCUGCUGUGGGUAACCAUGCUGCUAAAUUGUUACAAUCCCUAGGCAAGGCACCCGAAUCUAUUUCAGAGAGAGAAUUAAAAUUGCUUUGCAGCAACUCAGCUUUCCUCCGAGUAGUACGAUGUAGAUCUCUGUCUGAAGAAUAUGGUUUAAACACUUUUAACAAGGAUGAAAUCAUUUCCUAUAUGGACAACCCAGACAGUGAAAUAGUGCUGUACUUGAUGCUACGGGCUGUAGACAGAUUUUAUAAGCAGCAUGGUAGAUACCCAGGUGUCUACAACUAUCAGGUAGAAGAUGAUAUUGGAAAACUAAAAUCAUGCCUUACUGGUUUCUUACAAGAACAUGGGUUGUCUGUAGUGGUGAAAGAUGACUAUGUUCAUGAGUUUUGUCGCUAUGGAGCUGCUGAGCCACAUGCUAUCGCUGCCUUCAUGGGAGGAGCUGCUGCGCAGGAGGUUAUCAAACUCAUUACAGGGCAGUUUGUAAUUUUUAAUAACACCUAUAUUUACAGUGGAAUGUCACAGACUUCAGCAACUUUCCAGCUGUAAGAUAAUGAUCUCGCGUUUGUUGCCACCAGGCGUUGCCACUGUGUCCUGUAAAUACUGUGGUGGUCUGCAACUGACUGGACUGUUCUGUAUUACCUGCAAGUUAAAGUUAUUUUAUUUGUAACAAUUUUAUCAUCUUUUUUUUUUUUUCCUGAGGACAAAUAAAAUCAUACCAAAUACUGAAAAAAUA
Molecule: messenger RNA, 1854 nt
Organism: Harpia harpyja (harpy eagle)
Lineage: Eukaryota; Metazoa; Chordata; Aves; Accipitriformes; Accipitridae
Gene: NAE1
Product: NEDD8 activating enzyme E1 subunit 1
Exons: 20
Coding region: 60-1667 (535 amino acids)
Biological process (GO): protein neddylation; protein ubiquitination; DNA damage response
Cellular component (GO): cytoplasm; nucleus
Molecular function (GO): NEDD8 activating enzyme activity; ubiquitin activating enzyme activity
Source: RefSeq, a predicted model, not a curated record